ACCUCCAACCGAACCGAACCCAACCGAACCCAACCGGGACCGACGAACCUCCAACCGAACCGUCCAACCCCCCCCGGCCCUUUAAUCCUAUAGAGCUCCGACAACUCCCGAACUGUCCAACCGAACCCGACGACUCCCGAACCAUCCAACCGAACCGAACCGAACCCAACCGGGACCGCCGAACCUCCAACCGAACCCCCCACCCCCCCCCUUUAAUCCCAUAGACCCCAUAGACCCCAAUCCCGCAGCGCAGCCCCGACGUCGCGCACCCGCCGCCCGCCCCAACCGCGGCCCCGGGUGUCGGUACCGCCCCGCCCCGCCCGAACCACGAGCGGAACGGAAACACGCGUGGAUGGAACGGCCGGACCGGGGGGCUCCAUAGGACAUAAAUAGGGCGGCGCUGCGGGAACGGAGCGGGACCGUCGGGGAAACACCGCAACAUGCGCGGCCCCGCCGUCAUCGUGGUCGCGCUCCGGGCGCUGUGCGCGCUCACGACGCUCAGAGGGACGGCGAGGGCGGUGAAUAACAGCGGGAGGUGGUGGGCGUGGGGUUAUGGGGUGUGGGAUAUGGUGUAUGGGAUAUCUGGGAUGAGGGUCGUCAAUAGGGGAUGCCGUGAGACUGCCUUCAUCUUCGCCAUCACCAGCGCUGGUGUCACACACUCAGUGGCUCGAUCCUGCUCCGAGGGCUCCAUUGAAUCCUGUACCUGCGAUUACCGACGUCGGGGUCCCGGGGGUCCCGACUGGCACUGGGGGGGCUGCAGCGAUAACAUCGAUUUCGGGCGACUUUUUGGGAGGGAAUUCGUUGAUUCCAGUGAAAAGGGCCGAGAUCUGAGAUUCCUGAUGAACCUGCACAAUAACGAGGCCGGGCGCAUGACCGUGUUCUCCGAGAUGCGCCAGGAGUGUAAGUGUCACGGCAUGUCGGGCUCCUGCACCGUCCGCACGUGCUGGAUGCGGCUCCCCACGUUCCGAGCGGUCGGCGACGUCCUCAAGGACCGUUUCGACGGCGCCUCCAGGGUCAUCUACGGCAACAAGGGCAGCAAUAGGGCGUCACGGGUCGAGCUGCACCACCUGGAACCCGAAAACCCGGCCCAUAAACCACCAUCACCCCAUGACUUGGUUUACUUCGAGAAGUCGCCCAAUUUCUGUUCCUAUAGCGGGAAGAUGGGGACGGCGGGGACGGCGGGGCGGGCGUGCAAUAGUUCGUCCCCUGGGUUGGAUGGGUGUGAGCUGUUGUGUUGUGGGAGGGGGUUUCGCACGCGCACCCAGCGUGUCACGGAGCGAUGCAACUGCACCUUCCAUUGGUGCUGCCACGUCAGCUGCCUCAACUGCACCAACACGCAGGUGUUGCACGAGUGUCUGUGAGCGCGAUGGCUGCAAUGGGGCGUGUGGGGCGAGGGAGUGGGGCAGGGGGGGACCCAGCUCCCCUUGGGGUCGGUGCCGCUGUAAAUAAGGUAUUUAUUGGGGGUGGGGGGGUCCACACUCUUUGGUGUCCCCACUCUUGGCCCUGUAGGGGUCCUGCUCUUCACACUUUGGGUCUUUGUACUUUGGGGAUCCCAAUCUCUGCCCCAUGAGGGUCCCGGUCUUUGUCUUCGUGGGGGUCCCAAUCUUCAUCCUUUGGGUAUCCCAAGCUUUGCCCUAUAGGGAUCCCGCUCUUCAUCCUUUGGGCAUCCCAAGCUUUGCCCUAUAGGGAUCCCACUCUUCACCCUUUGAGCAUCCCCAGUCUUUGUCCUGUGGGGUCCCAAUCUUCAUCCAUUGGAGGUCCCCACUCUUCAUCCUUUGGGUAUCCCAAUAUUUGCCCUACUGGGAAUCCCACUCUUCAUCCUUUGGGAAUCCCAAGCUUUGCCCUAUAGGGAUCCUGCUCUUCAUCCUUUGGGGAUCCCAGUCUUUGCCCCAUGAGGGUCCCGGUCUUUGUCCUGUGGGGGUCCCAAUCUUCAUCCUUUGGAGGUCCCCACUCUUCACCCUUUGGGUGUCCCAAGCUUUGCCCCAUUGGGGUCCCACUCAUCGCCCUUUGGGGGUCCCCAUCUUUGCCCUUUGGAGGUCCAAACUCUUCAUCCUUUGGGUAUCCCAAGCUUUGCCCUAUAGGGACCCCACUCUUCACCCUUUGAGCAUCCCCAGUCUUUGUCCUGUGGGGGUCCCAAUCUUCAUCCUUUGGGGGUCCCCAUCUUUGCCCUAUAGGGGUCCCACUCUUCACCCUUUGGGUAUCCCAAGCUUUGCCCUAUAGGGAUCCCGCUCUUCAUCCUUUGGGGAUCCCAAGCUUUGCCCCAUGGGGGUCUUUGUCCUGUGGGGGUCCCACUCAUUGCCCUUUGGGGGUCCCCAUCUUUGCCCUUUGAAGGUCCAAACUCUUCAUCCUUUGGGUAUCCCAAGUUUUGCCCCAUGGGUGUCCCACUCUUUGCACUCUGUGGGUCUCAUUCUUCCCCCUUUGGGGGUCCCACUCUUUGCCUUAUGGGAGUCCCCACUCUUUGCCCCAUAGGGGUCCCAUUCUUUGAUCUUUGGGGGUCUCAUUCCUUGCCCUCUGGGAGUCCCCACUCUUCACCCUUUGGGGGUCCCACACUUUGCCCCAUAGGGGUCCCAUUCUUUGCCUUAUGGGAGUCCCCACUCUUCCCCCUUUGGGGGUCCCACUCUUUGCCCCAUAGGGGUCCCAUUCUUCCCUCUUUGGGGUCCCUUUGCCCUAUGGGAGCCCCCCACUCUUUGGCCGGCCCCAGUCCCGGUUGAUGUUAUUUUUUAUACCAAGGAUUAAUUAAUGAUUAAACACUUCGCAGCAGCUUUGGCUGCUUUACGGGCUCCAGAGA
Molecule: messenger RNA, 2788 nt
Organism: Coturnix japonica (Japanese quail)
Lineage: Eukaryota; Metazoa; Chordata; Aves; Galliformes; Phasianidae
Source: RefSeq, a predicted model, not a curated record